Populus euphratica (Euphrates poplar) is the source of this 798-nucleotide messenger RNA. RefSeq lists its product as uncharacterized. Lineage: Eukaryota; Viridiplantae; Streptophyta; Magnoliopsida; Malpighiales; Salicaceae. The record is from RefSeq and is a predicted model, not a curated record. The transcript is spliced from 2 exons. The coding region runs from base 1 to 798 and encodes 265 amino acids.
AUGGAGAGAAAACAAGAAGAGAUGCAAUUUCUUGGGGUCUUUGGCAUAUACAAAGAAGCCUACAAGAUUAUCUUCUCAUGGAGAAAGAUCUUCAGUCAGAUAGCUCUUGCCUUGAUUCUUCCCCUAUCGUUCAUCUCCCUAGCUCACAUCGAGGUAUCCAAUGUUCUCUCCGGAAAGAUUAUCAAUAACCAAGUAGAGUUACUUGGGACAGAAGCUGGCACGAAGAGAUACAAUAAACUAUCCGAUCAUGUCUCCUCGGAAUUAGCCUAUUUUUGGCUCUUCGAAGCUGCAUAUCUCAUCCUUAGUCUCAUUUUCUCUCUUCUUUCAUCCGCGGCUGUUGUUUACACCAUAGCUAGUAUCUAUACUAACCGAGAAGUGAGUUUCAAGAAGGUUAUGAGUGUUGUCCCCAAGGUUUGGAAGAGGCUGAUGGUCACCUUUCUGUCUGUCUCUGUAGCUUUUUUCGCAUACACUGUAGUUGCCAUCCUGGUUUCUUCGUUAGUGUUGAUCAUUGCAUGGUUUGUUUUUACCGGAUUUCACUAUCUCAAAGUCUUCUAUUCGUUUGGGAUCGUUCUGUUGGUUCUGUACUUCAUGGGGUUUGUGUAUAUGAUCAUCGUUUGGCAAUUGGCUAGCUCCGUGUCUGUGUUGGAGGAGGCUUGUGGGUUUAAAGCCAUGACCAAGAGCAGGGCCCUGAUCAAAGGCAUUCCAGAAUCUAGUUGUUCAUGGGGUGUCGAUGAACACGGCGACAAGAUUAUUAUAUGGGGUAAUUUGCUUAUCGUUGUUUCUUGGUUUUUUCAAUAA